Messenger RNA from Notolabrus celidotus (New Zealand spotty), 2593 nucleotides. Its product is annotated as cytosolic phospholipase A2 gamma-like. NCBI's taxonomy places the organism in Eukaryota, Metazoa, Chordata, Actinopteri, Labriformes, Labridae. The transcript has 13 exons. Gene Ontology annotation, cellular component: cytosol; nucleoplasm; nuclear envelope. The coding region runs from base 392 to 2137 and encodes 581 amino acids. The record is from RefSeq and is a predicted model, not a curated record. Gene Ontology annotation, biological process: glycerophospholipid catabolic process. Gene Ontology annotation, molecular function: calcium ion binding; calcium-dependent phospholipid binding.
AUCUUACUUGGCUGAUCAUCUCCAUGUUUAUACUGUAGCUCGAGCAUCGAGGUCAACCAACCAGCUGCUUCUGGAUGUGCAGCAGCAAACCCAACCAGUGUUUUCUUACACUCUGAUUCUUGUUUUUUCACCUGGUUGUUGACACAAAGUAUUUUUUUUUGAAAGAUAGCACACCGUGUUUGAAAUCCGGAAUGUAUUCUGCUUGUGUAAUCUGUUUUGGGUGAGACUUCACGUCUGAUCUUGUGUAUGCAUGCCUAUAUCUAUCGAGGCGGCACCAUUGGAGCCCCCUCAGAGGAAGAAGAGUCAGUCAGGAGAAAGGUGACUGCAGAGAAGGCAGCGUGCAGAACUUUCACUUUCAAGUGUGUUUAACUUUUUGCACCUUUAAUUCAAGAUGCAGCCACAAUGGACAGGCCUUUUUGUCACAGGGAUAUUGUUUGGGUUUGCGAUUUCCAGAAUGUUGGCAGUAGAGAGCAACAUGGAGGCAGAGACGGAUGUAUCUGAGGAAUCCAUCAUUAAGUCUCAGAGUAUGUGUGCUGGUGAACAGGAGUAUGUUCACAAGAGGAAAAAAAUUGUUCUGGCGUCUCUAAACGGACUGGGAGUCAACUGUACUGAAGACUCUGUUCCCAACAUCGCUCUGCUGGGUUCAGGUGGGGGUCAGAGGGCUGCCGUGGGUCUGAUGGGUUCCCUCUAUCAGAUAGAAAAAGAAGGUCUGUUGGACUCUAUGCUCUACCUGGGAGGAGUUUCUGGGUCGACAUGGACCAUGUCCUUUCUGUAUGAUGACCCAGAGUGGAGCAAGGUCAUGAACAUGACCAUGUCCAGGCUGGUGGAUUCAGAGGUGGAUCCGGAUGAGGUUCUGUCCUGGCUUGGGAAGAGAGCGACUGAAGAGGAUUUCUCCCUCACUGAUAUCUGGGGGGCGUUGACCUCUGCUGGGAUCAUGAAACAGAUGGACCUGCGAAAUCUUUCUGAAGAGGCCAACAGAAACGCAACCAACCCCUAUCCCGUCUACAGUGCCAUCGAGAAGUUCUUCUUUACAGAGGGGCCAGUGGAAGGGAAGUGGUUUGAGAUGACUCCCCAUGAGGCCGGUUUCACAGAGUUGGGUUUCUUCAUUGACACUUCUCUUCUGGGUAGCAAGUUUCAGAAUGGAGAGCUGGUGAAGAGGAUACCUGAGAUGGACAUGGUCCAACUACAAGGUAUCCUGGGUUCCGCAUUGGCUAGUGAAGGACAGAUCGUAGAGUACAUCGAGCACUGGCUGCACGUGCCUCGAGUUGUGGAUGCUACACAUAAAUUGUACCUGCAUACUUACACCGCCGUCCAUAAAGUCAUCAGUAUGGUCAGAGGCAUCUUCAGCCAUCCGAGUGCUCUAUCUGACCUGGACGAGCUUCAAAAACUUAUCACAGACACUGACAAGGCUCACCAAGAAGAACAUCCAAGCCAUGAGUCAAAGAGUACAGAAGAGAAGCAAAAUGUGUUCCAGACUUGGAGUCUGAAGCUGGUGUCUGUGGUAGAGAACUGGUGCAAAACACUGCCAGAUGGACCUUUGAAGACUACAUUCACUUUUAUAAAUGAGCGCGUCCUUCCUCUGAUUGUGAAGUGGGAGUGGGGAACCACCAACAACUAUCUCUACAAAUACGAAAACUCCAGCAUUCCAGAAAGCCUUAAAUCCAUGAAGAAUAUCCACCUGAUGGAUGCAGGGCUGCUGAUGAACGUCCCUUAUCCAUCAUUUCUGGGAGACAAGAGAGACAUUGACCUCUUCAUCGCUCCAGAUUUCAGCGCAGGGGAGAUGUUUGAGACCCUGACUUUGGCCAGGGAUUACGCAGCCCAGCUGAAGAAGCCUUUUCCAGAGAUAGACGAGAAAACCGCAGAGGAGAAAGCGUAUCCGGAGGACUUCUACGUGUUCCAAGGGAAGGAGAAGGAGCCCACCAUCGUUUACCUGCCACUCUUCAACAAUAGAAACUGCAAAGAUGCAGAGGAGGUCAAAGAGAGGAUGGCGAAGUUCUCCACCUUCCAUGGUCCCUACAGCAAGGAGGACACUAAUACUUUGUUGAAGGCGGCAAAAGCAAACAUCGAGAACAACAAAGAGAAUCUGCUGAGGGAGAUCAACAAGGCUGCUCUUCGCAGACAAAACAGGGAGGAAUGAGUAAUUUUGUAUUUGUAUGAAAAGACAAAAAAGUGACUAAACAGAUAUCAAACAUGUCAUAUCCUUCUUUUCUUUUGAAGGAAGUCAGUGCUGCAAAAAAUCUCUGAUUCCUGUCUUUUUGGUUUGGUGUGAUCCAGAAUCUGCAGUUUCAUUCUGGUGACAGGUCUUCACUUUCUAUGAAUGCAUGCUCUUAGAGUAGAUGAUAAUGAUGUUGACGGUGAUGGAUGAUGAUAUUCAGGUUAAACAGGAAUGUGGAUGAUGAUUAGUUUUUGUUGCUGAAGCAGUCUGGGAUUGUCAUUAAUGGAGUUCCUUUCUGUCUAGAUCCUUGCUUGUUUUGAUCUUACUCUCAGAGGAAAUUUUAACACUUUAAGUACACAACCAUUUAAUGCCAUCAUGCAAGCUGAGAUGAUGUAUUGCUCUUGGACAUACACAAUAAAUAAAGAUGUGUUCAAUGUG